AUGGCACAGCCUCGCGACGUGCCCUUCCUCAUGCAGCUGCUCGUCGCAUGGGUCACGUUCUACUACAGCAUCUUCAUGGACGCCGUCUCCAGAUCUGUCGGCGGCUUGCUGGAGGCGAACGUGUUCACCGAGGAAGUGUCCUCGGCUUCUAGCUCGCGUGGCUCCAACCUCACCGCCGAGCGGAAAAGGAGGUCAGGGCUUCGCCGGCGCAGGUACCAGCUGCUGCUAGAGGACCUGGAAGGCAUGGGGGAGGAAGAAUUCAGGGAUUUGUUUCGCAUCAACCACGCAAUUCUUGACUACAUUGUCAACGGGAUGGCGCACUACAUGCAGCCCUACGUUGACAGAUACUUGAUCACGCACGAGGUGGCAUGCCUUGUGGCUAUCAAAUACCUGGCCAGCGGCAUGUCGUUUCGAGACCUGUCGGCAGUCUUCGGCCUGUCCAAGACGCUGUGCCACACGCUGGUAGAUGCGCUUCUCAUGCACUUCCCGACGGACUUCAAGCAGCAGUGGGUCCACUUCCCGAGCCGUGACGACCUCGAUGAGAUGGCGGAGGAGUUUCGCGCCAUCAAGGGAGUCCCUGCGGUGGUGGGGGCUUUAGACGGCACACACAUACCCAUGAAGGGGAUGGAGGGGCACAGGCAAGAGUACUACACGCGCAAGUCAUGCUACGCCGUGCAGCUGCAGAUCACAUGCGAUGCUCGCGGCAUCAUUUGGGACUACUUGGCCUAA
Messenger RNA from Closterium sp. NIES-65, 729 nucleotides. The record is from the annotation of a GenBank genome assembly. NCBI's taxonomy places the organism in Eukaryota, Viridiplantae, Streptophyta, Zygnematophyceae, Desmidiales, Closteriaceae.